ACCGUCUAAUGGUGGGUGACAAGCCGCGAACGGAGGCGUACCGAGCGGCCAUUCAGGCCAGUCGCCAUCUGUUCCAGGACAAGGUGGUGCUCGAUAUUGGCGCCGGUACAGGCAUUCUCUCCCUGUUCGCGGCUCAGGCAGGAGCGCGACGAGUCUACGCCGUCGAGGCGUCCGGCUUUCACGAGCUGGCGCGUCAGAACGCCGAGCGGAACGGUUUCGGAGAUGUGGUGCGGGUGGUGCACGGUCGAAUAGAGGAUGUGACGCUGCCCGAACAGGCCGACGUGAUAGUCUCCGAGUGGAUGGGCUUCUACCUGCUGCAUGAGUCCAUGCUCGACUCUGUCAUCGUCGGCAGAGACAGGUUUCUGGCGCCGGACGGAGUCAUGUUCCCCGACGUGGCGCGUCUUUAUGCCUGUCCGUCAACGCUGGCCGCGUUCCACUGUGACCAGCUGCAGUGCUGGAGCCGGCCGUACGGCGUGGACCUGACUGCGGUCGGGGAGGCGGCCCGCCGCAGCAUGCAACAGGCCCCGCAGGUGCUGGACACCCACCCGGAGGAGCUGCUGGCGGCGCCGGAGCUGGUGCUGGAGCUGCACCUGCAGUACGUCACCCCCGAGGAGCUGGCGGCCGUCACGUGCCGGCGUUUCGUGACGGUGACGCGGCCGGGCCCGUACCGCGGCCUGUGCCUGUGGUUCGAGUGCCAGUUUCCGGACGGCAGUCGGCUGGACACGGCCCCUCGCGCUCCCUCCACCCACUGGAGACAGACGGCGGUGGUGCUACCCACGGACUACCCUCUGGAAGUGGAUACGGUCAUAGGCUGGGAACUGACCUUGGCGCGGGAGGUGGACGGCGGCAGAAAGUACCGCAUCGCGCUCAGCAUGCUGGAUGAGGACGAUGAGCACCCGGUGCCGUGCGGCUGCGCCGUGGGGAAGUGCCGACUGAUCAAGGCGCUCAUAGAUAAGGAGGACGCCGAGUGUGACGAGGGGUGACCGCGACGUCAUACGGGCGGGGGGAGGGAUGUUGUUUUGAUACGGUGAUACAAAUACAAUAUGUGAUGAUUCGUUAUUGUUGGAUGUUACGUUGCCGACGGCAGUAUAUUCCGCUGCACCGUGGUCUCCGGUGCGGACUCUAGCGUAUCACUGCAGAAAUCGGGUUGUGCCAUUGGCUACUGAUGGCUUCGACUGAGACUGCUUUUGGAAAUGUGUGCUUCCAUCUCAGCGGCCGAGACAUGACCUGAGAAUGAUGAGAUACUGCCUAGUCUUCUCAUUCAUUUGACGGUGACUUUGCUCUUAGCUUUCGUAACCUUCAUCGUCUUCAGCUGUAUGACGCCAGCAUUGUGUGAUGCUGUACAAGGGCGUUGAUUGCCUCCACUUGUAAGCAGGCUACUUGAAGUUCUUAAGCGGAAUGAACUUUGGUAAACGACGGUGAAACCUUUCGUUGCGGAUGUAUCUCUUUUCUUACUCCGUGGUAAUUUGUAGUCGUGAGAAACUAAUGUGCAAGAAUUUCGGUCAAGACGUCAGUUAAUGCAAUUAAUUUUCCUAUGAGCUCACGUCGACUUUUUCAUUUGCAUUUUUAUGGGGAUGAAAGAUCGUGUCCUUCUCAUUCACCAUCAGCGAAAGAGAUCAUUACUCCUGGAGAAUAGACCAAAUAAACACGUCUUUUCCAGGCUGGUUGUUGUGCAUUUUGACUUUUAAUAAUGACUCCUCAGCCAACAUUGGCGAGCGGAUCC
Messenger RNA from Amphibalanus amphitrite, 1723 nucleotides. Its product is annotated as probable protein arginine N-methyltransferase 6. Gene Ontology annotation, biological process: peptidyl-arginine methylation. The record is from RefSeq and is a predicted model, not a curated record. Lineage: Eukaryota; Metazoa; Arthropoda; Thecostraca; Balanomorpha; Balanidae. Gene Ontology annotation, molecular function: protein-arginine N-methyltransferase activity. Gene Ontology annotation, cellular component: nucleus. Bases 9 to 983 code for a protein of 324 amino acids. The transcript has 4 exons.